Paramecium tetraurelia is the source of this 1908-nucleotide messenger RNA. RefSeq lists its product as uncharacterized. The transcript is spliced from 8 exons. Lineage: Eukaryota; Ciliophora; Oligohymenophorea; Peniculida; Parameciidae. The record is from RefSeq and is a predicted model, not a curated record.
AUGAGUGCUAGUGUGGCAGAUGAUCUAUCAGAAAAAGAAAUGAUUGAAUUUUCAGAGGAUGAGCAUCUGACCUUCUUUUUUAACAUUGAUCAAGUUUAUGGUGAAAUCCCAGGGGUUAUAUAAAAUUAUGGUACUUUUGCAUAAUCGCUUUAAAUUGGUCGCUAGCUAUCAAAUCUCAUAAUAAAAAACUCUAUAGCUGAAGCAUAAGAGAGAUUUAUCCUCAGAAAUAUUCCAAUUAAUGCUAUUAGUGAAAUUGAAGCUGAAACUAAGCUGUUGUUGAAUGCUAAAUUAAAUGAUGGAGGAAUUGAAGUUGAAUCUUGUGAUUUAAUCGAAGACCAAGAACCAGAACCUAUAUUUUGCGAUAGAUGGAGAAGAAACAGAAUUUAGAUGAUGAUUGGUAUUUAUAUCAUACUAAAUCAAAUAGAUCAAGAAAAUCAUGAAAAUGAAUAGAUUGAUGAGAAAUUAACAACUGAUCCCAAUAGAGUAAUAUCUAAAUCUAGACUCUAUGAUACCAAGAAAACUAUUGUUAGACUCCCUACAACUCCUUAACCAUAAAAUUAGAUUGAAUCUAAAAUAAUAUAAUUAUUUUAAGAAGAAUAUGAAGAUGAAUAUGAAGAAAAGUUAAGAAAUGCUAAAUUAUAUGAAAUGAAAAAGAAGAAUGAAAUUGAAUAAAAAAAAAAAGAAGAUAAAUUACAAAGUUAGAUUGAAAAAAAGGAUGGAGGAACGCAAAAGUAUACUUAUGAUUUUGAUGGAAAAAUACUUUUAGCUAGAGCUGUUAAAAUGGACAAACUGUAACCUACCAAUCAAAAAUUGAAAGUUGAAUUUAAAGAACCUACAAAGCCUGACCAAUAAUAAUAACCCAUAAAAAAGGGAGGAAAGAGAGACUCAAUCAAAUUGAAUAAGCCCUAAUGUCCUGAAUAGGAGAUACCAAAUAGAGUUUUAUAAGAACGCAAAGAUGCCACAAAAGAAGUGAUAGGAGAUAAAGCUUUAAGAAUUGAUAAAACAUCUCAAUUUCCUUAUGAAGUCUUCACAAUGAAUAAUGGAGUUAAGUUGUACUUUGAGCAUAAAAUGAAGGAAGGAGUAAAACAUUAAAUUAGUGAUUCUGCAGAACAUUUAUAAAUCAAAUUAUCAGGCUCGAAUCUACUCUCAGGAGAUGAUGCUUAAUAAUUUGCCUCCUAAAUCAGAUUAACUAGAGCUGAGUAUUAACUGAUAACAGAUGCCCAAACAUUAUAAGCAGCCAAAUCUUAGUUUAUGCCUAAUGAAACUAUUCAUGUCCCUGAUCAUGAAUAAUAAACUACUCAAUAAUCAAUUUUAUUAAAAAAAAAGUUAGGUGAAAUUGGAAAAACUGAGUUCCCCUUGGAUGGCAAAUAAGUUUAAUUCAACACUGGAUCUAAUGUAUUAUAGCCUUUAAGAAAAGAAGUACCUUCCUAAUAAGCGUCUUAAACAGAGAGAAUUCAAUUAAAAAAUGUUAGAAUGAUAGAAAAUUUGAUAGUAACUGGAUUACCAGAUACACCUAAAUCAUCUAAGUAAGAACUUCCUCUGCCAUAAAUUCCAGAUGGAGUUUCAAAGAAUCCCAUCGAUAUUUUUAAUUAAUAGUUAUUAAAUCAAAAGGAAUGGGGUAAGUAAAUAGGAGGUAAAACUACCUACUUCCCUCCAGUCAAGUAGCAAAAGAGAUAACUAGAGACCAAAGCUUAUAAAGGAUCCUUAGAAUAAAUGUAUAAAAUGCCAAGAGAAAGACUUGUUGCACAAACAGGUAGAACGGCUAUGAACUUUUAUUAAUCUAAUUAGGAUGGUAAGAUAGAAUACUAGAUUUUAGGAUUGAAGAAAAUAACUAAAUCAUUAAGUGAGGGAUUGAUGUAAACAUUUUAUACGACUCAUUCUAAAUUUAGCGAUAAACUUAGAUAAUGA